AUGGACUUAUAUAAUAUUAAAUGUAAAAUGGAUGAAAACCAUAAGGAACCUUAUUUUCAAUAUAAAAGUCCUAACAGAUUUGAUAGUAACAAAAAAAAGACAAUUAAUAUAUCUGGAGAAUUAAAAAUGCAAAAGAUAAAUAGUAUAAAAAGAAAAAUUCCUUCCUAUAAUAAAGGAUAUGUUCUAGAAAAUAAAAAAAAAAUAUAUGUAUCUAAUUGUGCUUCUCCUGAUAUAUUUGAUAUAUCAACACAUUACGCUAAUGAAAAAAAAAGAAAAGAAAAACAACAAUGUUUAAAUAUUUUAAAUAAAAGUAAACAGACCAAAAAAACUGAACAUAAUAAUAAGAUGUGUAAUAUAAAAAAAGAACAUAUAGUAGACAAUACACCUUGCAAAUAUGCACAUAUAAAAAAUAAGAAUAAAGUAAAAUAUUAUAAAUACACAACGAAUGAAAUAUUAUUUAAAAUAAAAUAUUGUAAUGGAAAAAAAACAAAUCAUUACAAAGAUAAUUUGAAUAAAAUCCAUUCACAUAAUAAUAAAAAAGUUAAAAAUAAAUUGAAUAAUCAAACUUAUAAAUGUAAACAAACAAAUAUCAUAUCAGCACAUGUUCAUUCAAAUAAUAAUGUAAAAUUAGAAAAUUUUCAUCAUAAAUCAUCAACUAAAAAGAAAAAUUUAUAUAAUAAGGAAAACAUAUUAAAGAAGAAUGAAAAUGUACCUACCUGUUUUAUACCUAUAAAUAAAAAAUGUCCAAAAGAAAAUGAAAAAAUAUACAACAUGGAUGUAAUUAAAAAUUUUAAAUAUUUAGACACAAAAAUGAAAAAUUAUAUUAAUGAGCAAAUAAAAUACUAUGGUCAGAACUGGAGACCAGAAUAUAUUACUGAUUUAUAUUUUUUUAUUAAAAAGAAUUAUCACAAAAUAGAUUCAUCAGAUAAAUUCAAAAGAACUAAGGAAACUUCAUAUUGUCCCUACAAAUAUAAAAAUUCACAAAAUAAAGAAAAACAAAAACAUCAUAUGUUAAAUAAAGUUCUAUCGCCCAACUCAUGUAAUAAAAAUAAUGAUUAUUUAUUAACUAAAUAUUCUCUUGAAUUGUUAAAUCUUAUGGAUACAUUUAAUAUUAUAGAUGAAAAUUAUGACAAGAUAAAUACAGGAAAUAAUGUCCACCAAUUAUUAAAUAAAAAUAAUUUAAUAAAAAAAUUAAAUGAAUUCAAAUUAGAUGAAAGAAAAGAUAUUUUCCCAUUUUAUCAGGUUUAUACUUAUUUAAAAAAUCAACAACAUAUAUUUGAAAAAAUAUUAAAACAAAAAAAAAUAAAAUAUAAAAUAAAUCAUAAGAAAACAACAAACAAAGAAAACAAUGACAAUUUUCAUUGGAAGGAAUUAAUUCAAAUUGAAUUAAAAAUUAUAAGAUUUCUUAACAAUUUUCAACAAAUCAUUAAAAAAAAAAAUGAAGAACAAGAGCACAAUAAUAACCUUCCUAAUAUCAAAUAUUAUAAGAACAUACCUUCUAAUACAUGUAAACUCAUCAAAAUCGUAAAUGAAGUGACACGUAUAUUAAAGAUAAAACUAAACAAAUAG
Plasmodium reichenowi is the source of this 1569-nucleotide messenger RNA. RefSeq lists its product as hypothetical. Bases 1 to 1569 code for a protein of 522 amino acids. Lineage: Eukaryota; Apicomplexa; Aconoidasida; Haemosporida; Plasmodiidae. The transcript has 2 exons. The record is from RefSeq and is a predicted model, not a curated record.